Messenger RNA from Amphiprion ocellaris (clown anemonefish), 1648 nucleotides. It is a transcript of the gene wdr55, whose product is annotated as WD repeat domain 55. NCBI's taxonomy places the organism in Eukaryota, Metazoa, Chordata, Actinopteri, Pomacentridae. The transcript has 4 exons. The record is from RefSeq and is a predicted model, not a curated record. Gene Ontology annotation, molecular function: protein binding. The coding region runs from base 6 to 1214 and encodes 402 amino acids.
ACAACAUGGCGGCGCCCACGGAACACGUUGAAGUCUCUUCCACGGAGGAAAACAACAAACCGGAACCAGCGGCUCCAGAACCAGACCGGGACUCGGACGAGGACUCGGACGGAGCCGAGCCGCCCGGGCCGAAGGUUCGGGACACGCCGGAGGACAUCCGGCUGGAGGCGGCCGCCAACACGGUGGCGCUGCACCCCACCCGGGACCUGCUAGUGUGCGGGGACGUGGACGGGGACGUGUACGCCUUCUCCUAUUCGUGCACGGAGGGAGAGAACCGGGAGCUGUGGUCGUCCGGACACCACCUGAAGUCCUGCCGCCAGGUGCGCUUCUCCGAGGACGGCCGGAAGCUGUUCAGCGUGUCCCGGGACAAGGCGGUCCACCUGCUGGACGUGGAGCGGGGACAGCUGGUGACACGGAUCCGGGGGGCCCACGGAGCCCCGAUCAACAGCCUGCUGCUGGUGGACGAGAACAUCGUGGCGACCGGAGACGACGGAGGAACCCUGAAGGUGUGGGACAUGAGGAAGGGGACGUCCAUCAUGGACCUGAAGCACCAUGAGGACUACAUCAGUGACAUCGCCGUGGACCAGGCCAAGAGGAUCCUCCUCACAGCCAGCGGUGACGGGACGAUGGGCGUCUUCAACAUCAAGCGGCGUCGCUUUGAGCUGCUGUCGGAGUACCAGAGUGGAGACCUGACCUCGGUGGCCAUCAUGAAGCGAGGGAAGAAGGUGGUCUGCGGCUCCAGCGAGGGAACCGUCUACAUCUUCAACUGGAACGGCUUCGGGGCCACCAGUGACCGCUUCGCCAUCAAAGCCGAGUCUGUGGACUGCAUCGUCACCGUCACCGACAGCAUCAUGGUGACCGCCUCCAUGGACGGAUACAUCCGCGCCAUCAACCUGCUUCCCAACCGGGUCAUCGGCUGCAUCGGCCAGCACGUCGGCGAACCCAUCGAGGAGCUGGCCAAGUCCAGAGACUCACGCUUCCUGGUCAGCUGUGGACACGACCAGCUGGUCAAGUUCUGGGACAUCUCCAGUUUACCCGACGCCAAAGUCCAGGAGUACCGCAAGAGGAAGAGGAAGGACGGCCGGAUGAAGUCGCUCACCAAGAAGGCGCUCGGAGACAACGACUUCUUCGCCGGACUGGUGGAGGAACCUGAGAAGAAGGAGGAGGAUGAGGAGGAAGACGAGGAGGAGGAAAGUGACAGCGACAGCGAUUAACACUUUGGUUCUUGUGACUUUAAAGACCUAAAAAAGUUGCUGCUGUUUGGUCAAAGGACCAUCGACGUCAACGUGGAGGUCACUGAAGGUACCAAACCUCCUGAAAGUGUCGGACAAGAAACAAACCACGACUGGAACCUUUGGAGUCAACAAUGAGGAGGAAUGUUCAGAAAUAUCCAUGAAUCCUGAUGGUUGAUGAGCUAAACUGCUGGGUAGCAUUCUGUGGAAGUCGGGAUGGUGUUGGACUUCUGCCAAAUGGUAGAAAAUGUUGUUUUUUUCUAAAGAACGUGAAUAUUUAGCAUAUAUUAACGCUAAAGGGCAGAAAUAAAGACAUUCUGGUGAUGUUUAUAACCUGUGAGCUCCAUUUAUUUGCUGAAAAUGUGCUUCUUGUGAAUUAAUUUCACUGAUUAAAAGCGUUUAUUUUUUUCCCAGUG